Messenger RNA from Ustilaginoidea virens, 441 nucleotides. RefSeq lists its product as uncharacterized. The record is from RefSeq and is a predicted model, not a curated record. The coding region runs from base 1 to 441 and encodes 146 amino acids. The transcript has 4 exons. Lineage: Eukaryota; Fungi; Ascomycota; Sordariomycetes; Hypocreales; Clavicipitaceae.
AUGCCAGGCAUACCUCUUCACGCUAUUGACAACCUCAAGGCUAAGCUCAAGGCUGCCUUCAAGAAAAAGAGCAACUCCAAGUCCGAUACCACGAAGCCUGCAGAGCCUGCUGAUGCCAAAGCCGAUGCUGCCGCCAAACCAGCUGAGGCUUCUGUAACGGAUGCUGGCACUGCUGGUGCGACUGGGGCGCAGUCAGAAACAGCAGCUCCCACCACUGCAUCUGCUCCAGUCACUGAGACCCCCAAAGAAGAAGCCAAGGCGGACGCAGCUGCUAAAACGGACACCACAGCCGUCUCAGCCGAGGUCAACAAAGCUGAGGCUGCUGCUCCUCCAGCUCCCGUUGCUGCGCCUGCGCCCGCUCCUGCGCCUGUCCAGGUGAACACCGCUCCUCCGGCAGAGACGGAGGCGCCAGUCAACCCUCCCGCUACUUCCACGGCCUGA